Messenger RNA from Grus americana (Whooping crane), 5185 nucleotides. RefSeq names its product neurocan (gene NCAN). Gene Ontology annotation, molecular function: calcium ion binding; hyaluronic acid binding. Gene Ontology annotation, biological process: cell adhesion. Bases 329 to 4426 code for a protein of 1365 amino acids. Lineage: Eukaryota; Metazoa; Chordata; Aves; Gruiformes; Gruidae. The record is from RefSeq and is a predicted model, not a curated record. The transcript has 15 exons.
GGCGCAUGCGCGGCCGCCCCUCGCCCUGCGCCGGGCAGCGCGGCGGGGCGCGGAGCGGGCGCGGGUUCGCCGCCGCUGCGGGCAGGUGCGGGCGGGCGGCACCGGGAGGCACCGGCGGGGGGGCCGUGCCUGCCGCCAGCCGCGAUUGGCCCGGCCCGGCCCGGCUCGGCCCCCUCCGGGGGACCCGGCCAGUUACCCCCCCCCCCCCAGUCCCCCCCUCCCCUCCAUCCUUCGCGCCCCGCUUUUAAGCCCCCGGUGCCGGCGGGGUGCUCGGCUCCACCGGCGGCGAUGACCCCCUGUGCGCCGUGAGCACGGCCCCAGGUCAAGGAUGGUCCAUGUGAUGGGGGAUGCCGGCUGCUGGUUCCUGCUCGGGCUCUCCCUCCUCCCCAUCGUCGUCCUGGGCUCCCAGGACGAUGGGAAGGUGAUCCACAUCAACAGGGUGCAGCACCAGGCCGUGCACGUGGGGCUGGGGGAGCCCGUGGCCCUGCCCUGCCUCUUCCUGCUCCAGCCCUCCGCCUCGCUGGGGCCCAACGAGCCCCCCGACCCGCCCCGCGUCAAAUGGAGCAAGGUGCGCUCGGCCACUGGCCAGAGGGAGGAUGUCCCCAUCCUGGUGGCCAAGGACAACGCGGUGAAGGUGGUGAAAGCCUACGAGGGCCGGGUGUCCCUGCCCGGCUACUCCCGCGACCGCUACAACGCCACGCUGCUGCUGCGUGCCGCCCGCGCCAGCGACGCGGGGCUGUACCGCUGCGAGGUGGUGGCCGGCAUCGAUGACGAGCAGGACCUGCUGCCCUUGGAGGUGACGGGCGUCGUCUUCCACUACCGCCCCGCGGGCGAGCGCUAUGCACUGACCUUUGCUGCCGCCCGCCGCGCCUGCCUGGACAACUCGGCCGUCAUCGCCUCGCCCCAGCACCUCCAGGCCGCCUUCGAGGACGGCUACGACAACUGCGACGCGGGCUGGCUGGCCGACCAGACCGUGCGGUACCCCAUCACGCUCUCCCGGCCCGGCUGUUACGGAGAUCGCAACAGCCUCCCCGGUGUCCGCAGCUACGGCCAGAGGGAGCCCGGGGAAGAGUACGAUGUCUACUGCUAUGCCCGGGAGCUGCGAGGGACGGUGUUUUACGCCACGGUGCCGGGGCGGUUCACCUGGCAGGGGGCCCGGAGGCACUGCCGGAGCCAGGGGGCUUCCUUAGCCACCACCGGGCAGCUCUACCUGGCGUGGCACGAGGGCCUGGACCGGUGCGACCCAGGCUGGCUCGCCGACGGCAGCGUCCGCUACCCCAUCAGGCUCCCGCGCAGGAAAUGUGGCGGUGAGGCCUCGGGCGUCAGGACCCUCUACCAGUUCCCCAACCGCACCGGCUUCCCCCCCGCCACCUCCAAAUUCGACGCCUACUGCUAUAAAGCACACACGGCCGUGGGGCAGAGGGAGCCGGAGGAGCCGGUGCUGCCCGCGCCCGACCCGCUGGGCAGCAGCAACGUGCUGGUGGAGCACGGCGAGGACUUGGACACGUCGGGGGACACCCGGGACGCCCCUCGUGACCGCUAUGGCCUCCUGCCGCAGCCGGGACCCGCGGGGCUGGGUGAGGAUGAGGACGAACAGUUGCGGCCGGCGAGCGGCAGCCCAGCAACACAGCGCGGUGACCUCCCCAGGGCUGCGCCGUCAUGGGUGCCGGCAGCUCCUGGCCUGGGGCUGGGUGAUGGCACGUCGCUGCCUCCCACCGUGGCCGCCUCGCCGGCAUGGCCCCACGAGGAUGAAGCUCUCAAUGUGGUGGAUCAGGCGCCGGUGAGCUCUUGGCAGGAUCCGGCCAACACCAGCCCAGCACCACCGGUGCAAGAAGCCCCUGGCCCCGAGGAGCCCCCGGCCGCCCUCCUGCCGCGGUCCCAAAGCCCAGCUCUGGAGCACGUCACCGGCUCACCGCCGGCACCGCCUGGGCUGGGGACGGUCCCCGGCAUGGCAGCAGAGACCCCCAGCACCCCACCGGCCAGCUCCCGUGCCCCACGGCGGAGCAGCUACGCUGGGCUGAAUGGGCGCUACUUCCAGCUGCAGCGGCAGAGCCGGGACCCUGCGGUGGCUGGGGACCCCACAGUGGCUGGGGACCCAGAGGGGAUGGUCACCCAGGCCCCUGUCCUGGCCCUGGAGGUGAAGGGGGCUGCAGCCAGCGCAGUGGAGACGUGGAGCAUCCCCCGUGCCGGUACCGAGAGCCUCCAGCGCGAGGGCACCUACUCACCCUCCAACGCGGUGGAGGAGGAGAUCGGCCCCGAACUGAUGGCACUGGCCACCGCCCCGGUGUCCCCCUCGCCACAGGCGCCUGCCCGGAGGGAUUCACCGUGGUGGAGCCCUCGCACGGCCCCCCGCAAUCCUGGGGGACCCACACGGACACCCCCUCUGCCGUCCCCAUCCCUGCCUGCCUCCACCGUUCCCCACAGUGCUCUGGGUCACCGGGACGUCGCCACGGUCGAGGCUCAGCCCCGUGUCCCCAGCGCCCGCGGGGACUCCCCCCGGCCACCUGCAGAUGCCACUGAGGACUUCUCCGGGGACGCCCUCUCCCAGGAGAACAGCGGCUCCGUCCCGCCGCGGCCCCCGCUGCCCCCAGCCCCACUAGUGGCUGAGGGCCCCGAGAUGGCCCCGCAGCCCCAUGGUGACGGCGGUGACAGCAGCGGGGCCCCAGGCGAUGGCUCACUGGAGAGCAGGAGGAAAGCGGUGACCUUCUUCCACCCGGCCGGCCCCUCCGAGGAGCACCCUGCCACCCCUGGCCCCACCGAGGCAGCUGCUCCCCGGCCCUGGGGGGUGCUGAGCCCCACAGCUCCCUAUGGGCCAGCCAAGCCGCCGGCUGAGCCCAGCCACGAGCAGCCGCCCGGGUACGGGGAUGCCGGGAAGGGCUCAGCCGAGCCAGGCGGCGAAGGAGCCGCGUCCCCCCUGGUGCAGGAGGUCCCCUCGCCUUCGCUUUCCCCUGUGGCCAGUGAGGUGCCCCUGCGGGCCAGCACCGAGCGGCCGGUGGAGGUGGAUGUGCUGGAGCCAGGGGCCGAGGAGGGGUCCACAGGCUUCGCCCCCGUGGCCCCACAGCCCACCAGCCGUGCUGCACCGGAGCUGGGGGGAGCCGAGCAUCUCCUGCCCCCCCCGACCCCUCGGCAGUCCCUGGCCAGCCCCAGCCCCCCGGGUGUCCCCAGCCACGAGGAUGCACAAACGACCCACGGCGAGGAGGAUGCCUCCGGGGAGGUGAAGAGGGAAGAGCCCCCUGCGCCCCCCGGCUCAGCCACCCGCAGCCCCUGGCUGUCACCCACCGCCCCCCACCCAGGGCUGCCGGAGACGCCCGAGUCCCCAAGCACGGGGCUGCUCCUCGAACCCUCCACGGUGGCGGAGCUGGGGGGGCCGGGGGGGUCCCCGCUGCUGGAUGCCGACAGCGGGAGCGGCGAGGAGCCGGGACUGGAGGAGCGGGAGCUGCUGGCCUGGGCGGGCACCGGCAACGCCAGCCGGCACGCUCCGGCCGACCCCUGCCAGAACAACCCCUGCCUGCACGGCGGGACCUGCCGCGCCAACGGCACCGUCUGCGGCUGCAGCUGCGCCCCGGGCUUCACCGGGGAGAACUGUGAGAUCGACAUCGACGACUGCCUGUCCAGCCCCUGCCAGAACGGCGGCACCUGCAUCGACGAGGUCAACUCCUUCGUCUGCCUCUGCCUGCCCAGCUACGGCGGCAGCCGCUGCGAGAAAGACACGGAGGGCUGCGACCACAACUGGCACAAGUUCCAGGGUCACUGCUACCGGUACUUCGCCCGCCGGCGCUCCUGGGAGGAUGCCGAGCGGGACUGCCGCCGCCGCGCCGGCCACCUCACCAGCAUCCACUCGCGGGAGGAGCACGGCUUCAUCAACGGCUUCGGGCACGAGAACACCUGGAUCGGGCUCAAUGACAGGAUCGUGGAGCAGGACUUCCAGUGGACCGACAACACCGGCUUGCAAUACGAGAACUGGCGGGAGAAUCAACCCGACAACUUCUUUGCGGGCGGCGAGGACUGCGUGGUGCUGGUGUCCCACGAGAUCGGCAAGUGGAACGACGUGCCCUGCAACUACAACCUGCCCUACAUCUGCAAGAAAGGCACAGUGCUGUGUGGGCCCCCGCCGGAGGUGGCGAAUGCCUUCACGGUGGGGAAGAAGAAGGAGAAGUACAGCAUCCACUCCAGCGUGCGCUACCAGUGCGAGGAGGGCUUCACCCAGCGCCACGUGCCCACCAUCAAGUGCCACAGCACCGGCAAGUGGGACCGGCCCAAAAUCCUCUGCACAAAACCCAGGCGGUCGCACCGAGCGCGGCGUCACCACCGCCACCGUCACAGCCACCCCCACCACCAGCACCACCACCACAAACCCCGCAAGGAGCGGCGAAAACACCGCAAGCACCUCCGGCUGGACUGGAUGGAGGAGGGCCACUACUUCUAGAGCCGGGGGACGAGGAAGCACAAGGCCCCCCCCCCCCGCCGGCCGGGACCAGCCGGGUCCCCGACGGGAUGCGGUGACGUUUCCCGCCCCCCUCCCACCCCCCCUCUUUUAUAACCCCCCUUGGCUUUAGCUCCUAGGAUGCCCGGCCCCGUAGGGAAUAGGAUCCAGAGGGGGCGGCUGCGUGUGCGUCCCCAGCCCUCCCUGCAUGCCCCACGCUCAGCCCCCCCGACCCGGGGUCGAGCCCCCAGCCCCGCACGGGGACCCCCCCCAGCCCCACGCAGGGAACCCCCCAGCCCCGCGCGGUGGCUGUUCCCGGCUGGGCUCUGGCCCCCUCCCCAAAGGAGGGGGAUUAAUCCGCCAGCCCCCCCGCCCCCCAUCGCCCACCUCGGCCGUCGUGUCUCACUGACCCGGGGUGGCUCUGGUUUUUUAGCAGCCCCCACCCCCCCAUCUUCCUGCCCGUGGGGCACCCCCGCGGCCGGCACGGGGACCCUGCCUGGUGGGGGGGGGACACAAUGCCGCUGGGGCCGGCAUCCCGCUCUGCUGCCUGGUUUGGGGGUUGAUUUUUAUUUUCCCUUUCCGUUCGUCGUCGGGUCCCCGUUGGAGUUGGCGUGUGUGUGUGUGUGUGUGUACGGCGCUUUCUGAUCUCUGCUGUUUGCGACGUGACUGCCGUGUCCCGAGCCCCAUCCCACCCCCCCCCCGCCAUUUCUGACUCUGCCUUUCUGUACUGCUGGACAUUUUAAUAAAUUUUUUUAACAGUUG